Messenger RNA from Drosophila busckii, 2217 nucleotides. Its product is annotated as platelet endothelial aggregation receptor 1. Lineage: Eukaryota; Metazoa; Arthropoda; Insecta; Diptera; Drosophilidae. The transcript has 4 exons. The coding region runs from base 57 to 2174 and encodes 705 amino acids. The record is from RefSeq and is a predicted model, not a curated record.
CGGAACAGUGCGAAAUUGCUGACCAACAAAUUAUAAUAAAUUAAAUAUUUAACAAUAUGUGGAGACUAUUGCUGCUAUGGGGCAGCUUGUGUUUGCUACCAGCUGAGGGCUGUGUAGAGCGCGUGCCUGUGACGAAAAUGCGAGUCAGACUGGUAACCUUGCGAAAAUAUCAAGGAUUGGGCAAUUGCACUACCAACUGUGGACCAUUGGUGGUGCGACCCUUUAAAGAGACCUACAUGUCGGUUGAUGAGGUUUGCUGUGAGGGUUAUGAGCGCGAGGAUGAGGAUGCCGAGUGUCUGCCCAAGUGCGAGGAUUGUGGCACAGGGGGCAAGUGCAUAACGCCGAACAUUUGCCACUGCGGUGCGGGCUACAAUAAUCUAGAGAAUCGCAGCGUUUGCAGACCAGAAUGCAGCGAGUCCUGCAUAAAUGGCAAAUGCAUUGCGCCAGACGUUUGCCAAUGCCUCGAGGGUUACAAGCUGAGGAACGAUAGCCAGACAGCAUGUGAGCCGCUGUGCGGUGUGGACUGCAGCAAUGGACAAUGCGUGGCGCCACUGAAGUGCAGCUGCAACGAGGGCUACAAGCGCAAUGAGACGCUGGGCAAGUGUGUGCCCAAUUGCCAGGAGAGUUGCUCGAACGGCGAGUGCGUGGCGCCCAACGAGUGUCGCUGCUACGCCGGCCACAGUGCGCGCCUGGACAAGCCGAAUGUAUGCGAUCCCAUCUGCAGCAGUGGCUGCCAGAACGGACGCUGCACUGCGCCCAACACUUGCCGCUGCAACGAGGGCUACGUGAACGUGGGCGGCGCACCAGCCGCCAGCUGCGAGCCGCAGUGCCAGCCGGCGUGUGUGCGUGGCAAGUGCGUGGCGCCCAAUCAUUGCGUCUGCGAGGAGGGCCACGUGCUGGCCAAUGGCACGCAUCAUCUGUGCACGCCCAGCUGCCGGCAGGGCUGCGAGAACGGCUACUGCAAUGCGCCCGGACGCUGCGAGUGCUAUGCCGGCUACAUGCAGCUGACGCCGCAGCGCUGCACGCCCAUUUGCCAUCCGGACUGCGGUCUUAACGCGCGCUGCUCCGCGCCGGAUACGUGCGUCUGCAACGAAGGCUAUGUGCCCAUCAAUGGCAGCGACCGACACUGCGAGCCCGCAUGUCCACGGCCUUGCUACAAUGGCAUCUGCAGCAGUCCCGGCGUCUGCAGCUGCCUGCCUGGAUUCGAGGCCCUGACGCCCAACUACUGCGUGCCCAUUUGCAGUCGCGCCUGCAUACACGGCGGCUGCGUGGCGCCCAACGUGUGUCGCUGCUUCAAUGGCCAUCGCCCCAGUGCUACAGAUCCGUUUGUCUGCCAGCCCAUCUGCUCGCAGGACUGCGGCUACGGACACUGCAUAGCGCCAGAGAUUUGCGAGUGUCUGCCUGGCUAUGCCAAGCGCUGGCCCAGCGGCUCCUGCGAGCCGCACUGCACCCAAAAGUGCAUCAACAGUCGCUGCGAGGGCGGCUCCGGACGCUGUCGCUGCUACGAGGGCUAUCGAUUGAGAGAAGGCUCCACCUCCAUUUGUGAUCCAGUCUGCUCGCCCAGCUGCGUCAACGGCAACUGCGUCGAGCCGAACAGCUGCCAGUGCCUGCCCGGCUACGAGGACACGCGCCUGGCGCAUCUCUGCGUUCCCAGCUGUCGUCCAGCCUGUGAGAAUGCUCGCUGCACCAAGCCGGGCAGCUGUGAGUGCAACGCUGGUCACUCCGUUGCCAAUGCCAGCGCUCCGCACAUUUGUCAGCCGCAGUGUGAGCAGCCCUGCAUCAAUGCCGAGUGCAGCGGCUCCAACCAAUGCAGCUGCCUCUUUGGCUACGACUUCGUCGCCGGCAGUCGCACCGAGUGUGAACCCUACUGCAGUCAGAGCUGCGACUCGGGCAGCGCCUGUGUUGCGCCCGAGAUCUGUGAGCCGCGUCUCUUUCGCGCGCUCUCCGGCGGCAGCGCUGGCUUCAGUCGCUGGGCCAUGCUCGGCCUGGCUCUGGUGCUCUGCGUCGUUCUCAUUCUGAUUCCCGUCAGCGUCAUGCGUGAGUUUAUGCAGUACAGAAGCAACAAGCGGCGUGAUAAGCAGCAGGUCCAUCUCAUUGAGAAUCCCAGCUAUGGCGUCUGCUUGGCCGCCAGUGAGGAGCAGGACAACGAGCAGGCCAUCGGCUUGGGCGACUAACUAACUAAAUAAUUAUUUAAUGUUUUUACUAUAAAUUUAAUGU